Messenger RNA from Geosmithia morbida, 183 nucleotides. Its product is annotated as large subunit ribosomal protein L39e. The transcript is spliced from 3 exons. The record is from RefSeq and is a predicted model, not a curated record. Gene Ontology annotation, biological process: translation. NCBI's taxonomy places the organism in Eukaryota, Fungi, Ascomycota, Sordariomycetes, Hypocreales, Bionectriaceae. Gene Ontology annotation, cellular component: ribosome; cytosolic large ribosomal subunit. Gene Ontology annotation, molecular function: structural constituent of ribosome. The coding region runs from base 1 to 183 and encodes 60 amino acids.
AUGCCGAGCCACAAGACGUUCCGCACCAAGCAGAAGCUUGCCAAGGCGCAGAAGCAGAACCGCCCUGUGCCCCAGUGGAUUCGCCUCCGUACUGGAAACACCAUCCGGUCCGUCCCUUUCCCCUUUCUCCAGAUCUACAACGCCAAGCGUAGGCAUUGGCGCAAGACCCGCAUUGGCAUCUAA